AAUCAAUGCUCAUCCGCAGUUGCUGCAAGAUAACGUAAAAGCUGAAGUUCUGUUUUCGUCAAAAUCUCUUUAGUUUUGUUUAGUUCAACCUGCCGGAAACAUGGGCUACAAAGUCCUCCUUCUUCCACUUGCCCUGGUCCUAUUGUCCACGGCAACCGAAGCCUUCUUCUGUGACGGAAUUCCACCGGGCCUCAAGAUCCGCCAUCCGAUCGCGGCCAUCUGCAAUGAAUAUUUCGCCUGUCACCACAGCCAGGAGCACCCCUGGUUCUGCCCGCGAGGUCAGUUCUUCAGCCAGCGGACGCAAACCUGUGUGGCCACCUGCGACACCAGCGAAUCGCUGAAUCCCUGCAUCGGAAUGCCCAACGGACAGCUGGUGAGGCCGCCGUUGCUGCAGCCGAACAACUGUCGCCAGCACUACGAGUGCAUCAGCGGAAUGAUGGUCCCACGGGAGUGCGAGAUCGGGACGUUCUUCUCGCAGCUCAACCAGGGCUGUGGGUCGGUGCGGGAGCCGCUGUGCAUUCCGGGAUGAAAUACAUUUAUGAAAUAAAUAUGACAAA
Molecule: messenger RNA, 557 nt
Organism: Culex quinquefasciatus (southern house mosquito)
Lineage: Eukaryota; Metazoa; Arthropoda; Insecta; Diptera; Culicidae
Exons: 2
Coding region: 101-529 (142 amino acids)
Cellular component (GO): extracellular region
Molecular function (GO): chitin binding
Source: RefSeq, a predicted model, not a curated record